GAAGCGGCGCCGGCGGCACCGGAAGUGGGGGCUGGCCUGCGCGCGGAUGGCUGCGGCUGCUGCGGUGGUGAUGGCUGCGGGCAGUGGCGGGGCCGGCGCGGCCCGCUCCCUCUCGCGCUUCAGAGGCUGCUUGGCUGGCGCGCUACUCGGGGACUGCGUGGGCGCCUUGUACGAGGCCCACGACAACGUCGACCUGAUGUCAGUCCUGCGUCACGUCCAGAGCCUGGAGCCUGAGCCCGGCACGCCGGGGAGCGCGCGGACAGAAGCACUGUACUACACGGAUGACACAGCCAUGGCCAGGGCCCUGGUGCAGUCCCUGCUAGCUAAGGAGGCCUUCGAUGAGGUGGACAUGGCUCACAGAUUUGCUCAGGAGUACAAGAAAGACCCUGACAGAGGGUAUGGUGCUGGAGUGAUCACUGUCUUCAAGAAGCUCCUCAACCCCAAGUGUCGUGAUGUCUAUGAGCCUGCCCGGGCCCAGUUUAAUGGAAAAGGCUCCUAUGGGAAUGGGGGUGCCAUGCGGGUGGCUGGCAUCUCUCUGGCCUAUAACAGCAUCCAGGAUGUGCAGAAGUUUGCUCGGCUCUCAGCCCAGCUGACACACGCCUCCUCCCUGGGUUACAAUGGUGCCAUCCUACAGGCCCUGGCUGUGCACCUGGCUUUGCAGGGUGAGUCUUCCAGUGAGCACUUCCUCGAGCAACUCCUGGGCCACAUGGAGGAGCUGGAGGGUGAUGCCCAGUCUGUCUUGGAUGCCAGGGAGCUGGGCAUGGAGGAGCGUCCAUACUCCAGCCGCCUGAAGAAGAUUGGAGAGCUUCUAGACCAGGACUCAGUGUCCAGAGAGGAAGUGGUGUCUGAGCUAGGGAAUGGUAUUGCUGCCUUUGAGUCUGUGCCCACUGCCAUCUACUGCUUCCUGCGCUGCAUGGAGCCCGACCCCGAGAUCCCUUCUGCCUUCAAUAGCCUCCAAAGGACUCUUAUCUAUUCCAUCUCACUUGGUGGGGACACAGACACCAUUGCCACCAUGGCUGGAGCCAUUGCUGGUGCCUACUAUGGGAUGGAUCAGGUUCCAGAAAGCUGGCAGCAAAGCUGUGAGGGCUAUGAGGAGACAGAUGUCCUGGCCCAGAGCCUACACCGAGUCUUCCAGAAGAGUCUGUGAGGACCACAGCUGCUGAGGCUAUGCCACGUCCAGUGGGACCAGCUACAGCUCAGACUGGAAACACUGAAGCUCCUCGAGCUGGGCUCCCCUACCUCAGUCUUCCUGUGGUAUGGGGCUGGGGUCUUCCUUGGGGGAGGUCAUUGGACCAGCGGGUGAGGGACCGGUGCCUCCCUCACUCUGGGUCCUGGCUUGCUGCAGAGCUGUGGAGCAUUCCCUGGCUCCUCAGUGGGAUAUGCGGGACCAGGGCAGUUUUGUUCUGGAGGGACACUUAGAGCAUUUUCCUUUGUUAUCUGGGACACGGGAUUUGGGGAAGUGGAAAUGAUCUGCAGUAGCAUCAUUUCUCCCUGUUGGGUUUUAGCCAGUUUGCCAGCAAGCCUGCCCUUGACUAGGCAAGGUUUGUGAGUGCAGGUUUUGUGGAUUGAGGGACAAGGACUUGCAUCCAGCUGAUGUAGUCCACACCACCCUUGUCUGUCGUGGAGUUUAUUAACAGCUUCCAGCGGAAGUCACAGCAAUAAACAGUUUUUGGUAAAUC
Molecule: messenger RNA, 1679 nt
Organism: Otolemur garnettii (small-eared galago)
Lineage: Eukaryota; Metazoa; Chordata; Mammalia; Primates; Galagidae
Gene: ADPRS
Product: ADP-ribosylhydrolase like 2
Exons: 6
Coding region: 47-1147 (366 amino acids)
Cellular component (GO): nucleus; mitochondrion
Source: RefSeq, a predicted model, not a curated record